This is a messenger RNA of Prosopis cineraria, 1662 nucleotides long. Its product is annotated as beta-glucuronosyltransferase GlcAT14A. The transcript is spliced from 5 exons. Gene Ontology annotation, cellular component: membrane. NCBI's taxonomy places the organism in Eukaryota, Viridiplantae, Streptophyta, Magnoliopsida, Fabales, Fabaceae. The record is from RefSeq and is a predicted model, not a curated record. Gene Ontology annotation, molecular function: glucuronosyltransferase activity. Bases 108 to 1418 code for a protein of 436 amino acids.
ACUUCCAAAGAAACAGUAGUGAAAGCCGUGAAACAGGCAAGGCAAGGGGAAGAAGCGCAGUUCUGAAGCUAGCGGAACCAUCGUCGUCGUUCAGUGAACCCAGAAAAAUGCAAAAUCAAGCUUCACUCGCAGCUGCAUCAGCCUCGCCUGCAUUUCCAUCUUCAUCCUUCAAUUUCAGAGACCCCAAAUCAACUCUGCUCAUUCUACUUUCCAUCUCACUUCUCUCCAUUCUCCUCAUCGUUUCCCUUUCUUCGUCUUCCUCGACCCCUUCCCAUUCUGGACCUGACUCCUUUCUCUUUCCCUCCCACCAAACCCAACGCAUCAUCUUCGACAAAACCACUCAAUCCGAUCCCUCCCCUCCCUCCAUAGCUUACCUUAUUUCUGGAUCCCGCGGCGAUUGGACUCGGGUCCUCCGAUUGCUUUUCGCCACAUACCAUCCCCGCAACCACUACCUCCUCCACCUCGACCCCUUUGCUCCUCACGAAGAUCGUGAGAGGCUUGCUCUCGCUGUACAGUCUAACCCCAUAUUUCGAGCUGCCCAAAACGUCGACGUCAUGGGCAAGCCGGACUUUGCGCAUUCCAAAGGGUCAUCUCCGGUUUCUUUCACGCUCCACGGGGCCUCAAUACUGCUACGCUUGUCGGUCAAAUGGAAUUGGUUUAUCAGCCUGAGUGCUGAUGCUUAUCCCCUUGUUACACCAGAUGAUCUCCUCCACAUUUUGUCAUUUCUGCCCAAGGAUGUGAAUUUUGUGAACCAUUCGAGUUAUAUCGGCUGGAAAGAGUCAAGGAAGUUGAGGCCCAUUAUUGUUGAUCCGGGCCUUUAUCUUUCAGAGGGGACUGAAAUGUUUUUUGCUACUCAGAAGAGGGAUUACCCCAACGCCUUCCGCUUGUUUACGGGAUCACCAUUUUCUAUCUUGAGUCGCAAGUUUAUGGAUUUUUGUGUAUUGGGAGAAGACAACCUCCCAAGGACUCUACUGAUGUAUUUUGCAAACUCCCCUAAAUCACUUUCCAGCUAUUUCCCUACGGUUCUCUGUAAUUCUCGCAGAUUCAGCAGGACUAUUGUAAAUCAGAACUUACUAUAUAAUACUUUUGACAAACCUUUCAUAGAUGAACCCCGGGUGCUAAACACCAGUGAUUUGAAUGACAUGGUUAACAGUGGAGCUGCCUUUGCCCGAAAAUUCCAGCCAGAUGAUUCGGUUCUUGAUCUCAUUGAUGAAAAAAUUUUGGGCCGAAGCCCUGAAUCAGUUGUGCCUGGUGGAUGGUGCCUGGGUGAGCCUGGGAACGGGACAUGUUCAAUAUGGGGAGAUGCUGAUAUAUUGAGACCAGGUCCAGGAUCUCGAAGACUUGAGAAAGCAAUUGUUGAGUUGCUGUCAAAUGCCUCCAUGAAAGAGAAGGUACAAAGGCUUGGAAGAAUCAACUGAUUGCGUCCUUCUUGUUCCUCUUGGAAAUCUUGUAGCAAGUUAUAGUCUGUGCUGGAUAGAAGCUAUAGGUAUGAUUACUAAUUCUUUUAGAGCAGUUAAAUUUUUGCUAAUUCUGGAUGGCAAAUUUAAUAUGUAUGCCAAAUUUAUGUGUGGAGUUGGGUGCUUUCUCUUGGCAGAUAUAUAUUAUUUUGAUUGUUACAUUGUGAAAAAUGGAUUAAUACACCAUAGUUGAGUUUUACACCCA